Messenger RNA from Python bivittatus (Burmese python), 3747 nucleotides. The record is from RefSeq and is a predicted model, not a curated record. NCBI's taxonomy places the organism in Eukaryota, Metazoa, Chordata, Lepidosauria, Squamata, Pythonidae.
CUUUUUUUUUUCUUUUCUCACAGCACUUCACAGAACUCCUUGAUGAUUUUUCCCAGGAUGUUUUGGGGCAGCUCUUGAAUGACCCCUUCCUGUCUGAGAAAAAUGAGAUGAUGGAAGUGGAGCUAUCACCAGUUUCUCCAGCUCCCCUCAUCCAGGCAGAGCAUAGCUACUCGCUUUGUGGGGACUCUCGGCCCCAGUCGCCACUGACACAUAUUUCAGCUGAUGACAAUUUCAAUGAAGCUGACUUGGAAAAUGAAGACUGGUGCCUGGGAUCGGAGCUGACGUCGGCCAACAUAAAGACAGAACCAGCAGUGGCUGAAGCGCCCGGCCUUGCUCCCUCAGGCAGUCUCACUGCUUCCCCCAGCCCCACGGUCCUGGAUGGGGAAGAGCCACGGCUGCAGGAUGAUGGCAUGAUUAAAUCACAGAGUCACAAAGUUCUUCCUGAGAUUAAACUGGAGCCACAUGAAGUGGAUCAAUUUUUGAACCUUUCAUCCAAGGAAGUGGUGGAUACCUUGCACAUGCCUCCAACUCCUCCCAGCAGCCACGGCAGUGAUUCUGAGUGUGGACAAAGCCCAACCCGGUCCCUCCCACCAUCAAGUCCCACCCAGUUACAGGCCACUGUUAAAGUGACUUCACGCACAGCUUCAGCACUCACCAAUUCACCUCUCUUAACAGCACCGCAUAAACUGCAGGGCACAGGUCCCCUAAUCUUGACAGAGGAGGAGAAGAGAACGUUGAUAGCAGAAGGAUAUCCCAUCCCUACAAAACUUCCCCUCACUAAAGCAGAAGAGAAAGCACUGAAGAAGAUCCGUAGAAAGAUCAAGAACAAGAUUUCUGCCCAAGAAAGCAGGCGGAAAAAGAAAGAAUAUAUGGACAGCCUGGAGAAGAGGGUUGAAUCCUGCUCAACUGAGAACAGUGAGCUUCGCAAGAAAGUGGAAGUUCUGGAGAAUACAAACAGAACACUCCUGCAGCAAUUACAGAGGCUCCAAACCAUGGUAGCUGGCAAAGUGUCACGCUCAUGUAAAGCUGCUAGUACGCAAACAGGGACAUGUCUCAUGGUUGUAGUAUUAUGCUUUGCAAUUAUUUUGGGCAGCUUUUCACAGAGUUAUGGACCUAAUUCCUCCAUCACAAAAGCUGUGCUGCCAACUCAGCAUUCUACACCAGAGUCAUAUACAGCAUCUAUAGUGAGAUCAAGGAGCCUGCUGACUUAUGAGGGACCUUAUCCACUUGAGGAACAGCCCUUCUCAGAACAUAGCAAUGGCUGGGACAGGCACCUGGAUGCUUCCAAGGCCCUGUCUUUGGAACCUGUAUCCAGAUCACAACCCAAUCAGGUUACAGAGAUCACAAUAGCCAAUGAGACAAGGCUAGAAAAGUCAGUGCUGGUGGGGCUGCAGCAGCACAGAGUCAGUUCAGAGCUGGAUGCAAAUGAAACACUAAAGAUUGUUGAAAUUGACAGAAGAGUCAACGCUACAUCUUAGAAAGGAGAAAGGAACAUUUUCCCCCCUUAUAUCUUCCAUCUUCUUUCCAACCAAAAGAUCUGAAGGACUUGCCACUGUCAGUAAAUUUCAAUUGCAAGAAUGGAGCACUUGUCUGAUUUUUGUAAUGACGUGUGAGAAAGUGGCUUUGGUUGGCUAUUCUCCAAAAUUUCUAAUUCUCACCUGUUAGUUUGCCUCUUCAUUCCUAAACCCAGGAAGAUGGUGUUGGUGGAGAGAUAUGAUAAAGGCAGACCUUUCUUGUCCCACUGUUUAAAAAAAAGUAACUGUCAUGCCUGAGUUCUGCCAUAGUAUUCAUAUUGGGAUGAACUAUGUUGAUGCUAUUUUUAAUGCCACCAGUGGUAGGGUGUUGCCUUCAGUGAAAAGCUCCUCUGGAGCUUCUAUGAUCAUGGUGAAGCAGAAGCAUAACCAAGGAACUUUUUUUUCCACCUUCUCUAGAAGAACUGGACUGUAGACAUGUUCUAUGUCCUAGUGGGCAAGAACAGUUCUGGCAAAACAUUUUGGUUUUGGUAGACUCAGAAGUUUCAGAGUUCCUUUUCUCCCAUAGUGACAUCUAUGGCUUAAGGCCGUCUUUCAGUACAUUAGCUUAACUUUUCCCAGUCUGAUGACUUCUAGCUGUGUUGUGACAGAACAGAAUUCCCAGUAAGUAGAGAACGUAUACCAGGUUCUCAUAUGGAUAAAGCCUCUGGUUGCUUAUAUUCUCCUAUUCUUAUAUUCUCCUGUAUCUUUCUAUUGUAAAUAGUAUUUAUUAGUUUUUUUUUUCCUAUGAUCCAAGCUGGAAUGGCAAGUCAAGGAUAUAAGAUCCUUCAAAUGAUCUUAGUGGACUUUGAAAAACUUCCAAAACUUCUUUUAGGCUCCAGGCAUUAAACUUUUAAAAGUUUAUAUAUAUAUGUAUUUCAAAUUUGUCACUGCCCUUCUUACUGGGGUGACUCUGAGCGAUAUAAUCUAAAUAAGAUUUUUCCUACUUCCUAACAUGUUAUUUUGUUUUCUCAGUUGUACUUGUUCUUAAAUUGGCUGUUGCUGUGAAAACCAGCAAAGAUUCCAGUCUCCAGCGAGCUCCAAAUACUAUAAUCUUAAAUGAUCAGAACUUUUUGGGAGGAAUUAUUAGUAUGGAUACGUUAAAAUAGCACUUCCUCUAUAAAAUACAGUUGCAUAGCGCCCUUCAUAAAAAAAAUUACUUACAUGCUUAGAAUUAACAAAAUAAUAUGUCCAAAUCACUUUCUAGUGAGGGAUUUUGCAAAUAUCAAACCUGGACAACAAUGUUUAUUUUCAUGCACUGUAUUAUUCAUGAUGCCAUCAUUGAUUCCAGAGGUCUGUAGCUAAUAGAUUUUAGAUAGCUGGUGGGUGGGUUCUAAAAGAAGAGGAUGUUAUUUUAAACUCUAUAUUUAUGGAUAUCAAUUAUGGGGUUGUGAUGCUCUUAAUAAUUGAGUAGUGUGUAGACAGUGUAUUUCUUUUGCUGUGUAUAUGCUUCAAUUGUAUUCACUGUUUUUUAUUGUGCAAAGUAAAGUAUUUUAACUAGCUAAUGUUUCCGGAUCAAAUGUUGACUGAUGCAAAUUGGUAGUUUUCCAUUAUAUAAGAAUUUGACAAUUUGCUCCUCUUUUUCGUCUGUCCCCAGAAACAUUCAGUUCAUGAUUUACAAAUCUGGGUUGAAUGUCAAAUUUUAAAUGUUUUUCAGGAAAUAUCUGAAUGUAGGGAUUUUUUCCCCCAACCUUCAAUUUUGAGGAGUGGGUGCUAUCUACUCAUAGUUUAGCUGUCAAUAAAACGAAUGACUAAUAUUAAUUGCCAGUCAUGGCUGGCUCCUAUGAAGAAAUUAAGAUUUCUAAUGCCAGAAGGCCAUUGUGCAAACCACCCCCUCCCAGUAUAAAAUGUUGUAUAUUUAGCAUCUUCUCUCUCGCUCUGUGAUAAAAAUAAUUCUUCUGUAAUUGCUAAUCGGAAACAAACUGCUCUUUUUGUGUUGUUAUUUUGAAGGUGAAAGCUUGUAGGCAAGCUUUCUCCAACCCAAUGUCCUCCAGCUGGACAUGUUGAUUUAUUAGUCUCUUCUUCCCCCACCCCUCCCUGAAGCCUUGCACCCAAUAUUUGUAGAGCUGAAUCCAACACUUCAGAGCCCAGACCUGUUGGUUCUCAUGUCAUAGAACAUUUUUCUUUCUCCCAUAAAAAAUAUGAACCCUUGGAAGGAACGCAGAAUUUAUCAACUGCCUAAGGUAGUGUUGUCCAAACCUGGCCACUUUAAGAUGAGUGGACUUCAAUUCUCAGA